AUGAGGAUAUACAAGUCUCCAAGAAAAGACAUUGACAUCCCCAAACUUGACCUUCUCACGCUUCUUUUUGACUCACCAUGGGGCCAAGCUGAAGAGUCACGAAAGAUCCACGUCGAUGCCGCUAAUCCGGACAACUUCAUCACCAAGGCAGAAGCAAGGAUCAUAGUCAAGCGAAUAGCAUACGUCCUGCGGAACAAUUACGGUAUAGGUGCCAAUGGCCAAGGCAAGGACGUCGUUCUCACUGUCAUUAAUGGCAGUCCGUUUGCUCCCGUCUUCUUUUACGGAAUCCUAGCUGCAGGCGGCGUCUUCUGUGGAGCAAGCACCGAGUCUCAAACUGGCGAGUUGGUACGUCAGGCCACGGACGGAGCAGCGAAGCUCUUAGUGGGAUCUCCUGAAUGCGAGGGCAAGAUAUUGGCGGCGGCGAAGCAGUGUGGUAUAGCUCAGCAGAACGUUCUAGUUCUAGAUCCAACGACGCCGAAGCAAUGGCAGCUCACGUCUGUGACUACCAGGGAAUGUGUACUUUCCAAAGCCAAUGGACAGGAGAUGGACUGGCAACGCAUCACGGACCAGCAAACUCUGGAAAAGACUUCAACGUGUCUGUUGUUCUCAUCUGGCACGACCGGCUUGCCCAAGGGCGUGCUUGUUUCACACUCUGGCCUGGUGGCGAACAAUGUCUGUACGAUGGAUCCUGCAGUUCGGUACAAGGAGAAGUGCAGACGUGAAGGGAAGAAUUUCUCAUUCGAUACAAUCGCUCACUUACCCAUGGCGAACAUCGCCGGCGUCAGUCUCUACUCGACCAAUCCGUUCUACAUGGGCGGCACAACGUACUGGAUGAAGAAGUAUACAUUCGAAGACUUCAUUGAAUACCACCGGCGUUAUCGUCCGGCGUAUCAGUUCACUGUCCCUCCAAUCUGGCUUCGUAUAGCCAAAAGCGACAACAUCACAGAUCACUUCGACGGAUUGCAGGUAGCGGUGACUGGAUCAGCCCCUAUCGGAGAAGGAACUAUGAGAGAGGUUCAGAAGAAGCUGGGCAAGGGGAAAUGUCUGAUUGCUCAGACUUGGGGAGCAACCGAAGCUAGCGGUGUCAUAACUGCCCUCGACUGGUCUACUUUCAAGGAUCAAGGAAUCUGGAGUGUGGGAGAGCUGUGUCCGAACGUUCGUCUGCGAAUCGUUGAUGAUUACGACAAGGACGUGGACGAAGGCAAGCCUGGCGAAUUCCUCCUGGGCGGACCCAUCCUCGCCCAGGGAUACCACAACAGACCACGAGAGACAAGUGAGACCUUGACUGAUGGGUGGUAUCGUAGCGGCGAUAUCGGGGUCUGCAAAGAUGGUCAUGUCUACAUCCUGGAUCGAAAGAAGGAGCUCAUCAAGUUCAAAGGGGCUCAGGUGGCUCCCGCAGAGCUUGAAGCACUUCUCAAUUCACAUCCAAAGAUUGCAGACGCUGCUGCGAUUGGUGUUUGGAGUGACGAGCAACAGACAGAGGUGCCACGAGCAUAUGUGGUCAAGAAGGGAGGUAUCUCCGCCGCUGAAGCCGCUGACUUUGUAAAACGUCAAGUGGCAAGCUACAAGCAGUUGCGAGGAGGAGUCUACUUUGUUCACGAAAUUCCCAAAAGCGCUUCCGGGAAAAUCUUGCGGAAAGAUUUACGGCAAAGAGCAGCGGCGGAGCGGUCGUCGAAACCAAAGCUAUAG
Messenger RNA from Zasmidium cellare ATCC 36951, 1689 nucleotides. RefSeq lists its product as uncharacterized. Lineage: Eukaryota; Fungi; Ascomycota; Dothideomycetes; Mycosphaerellales; Mycosphaerellaceae. Gene Ontology annotation, biological process: secondary metabolic process. The transcript has 2 exons. Bases 1 to 1689 code for a protein of 562 amino acids. The record is from RefSeq and is a predicted model, not a curated record. Gene Ontology annotation, molecular function: CoA-ligase activity.